GUCUGAGGUACGGGUACCCGUUAAUUUUGCUUAAUUCACGGAAGUACAUGUUUACCGUCGACGUAAUCCCGUCGAUCGGAGGGCUUGGUAUGCCGAGUCAGCUACGACAACUCGGGUCCGUCCGCCAUUAUGCCCUGUGUGUAGCCAUACUAAGGCGCUGGUCGCUUUAUCGGACCUUUCUAAUGUCCUUUUAUUCUGUAUUUUAAUUGUUUGGAUGUAUGAGUUGGAAUUUCAGACUUCUGAGAGAGCGACCCGAUAGGAUGAAGAAGCAUUUAUGCAUAGUCUUCACAGUGUUAGCAUUAGUGGGAGCUUACAUAGAGGAAAUCGAUCUACCCGAAUCCUUUACAGAAUGUUUGGAAAAACAGAGAAUAAAGAAUCACGGUGCAGCCAGCUGGGAGGCCAUGAACAAAUGGUGUAUGAACAGCCACAGGAUGAAACUCACAGGUGAUAAGUUCAAACACGCCAACGUAUCACAGGACACGGUCAGCUGGAUUAAUGAACUACUCAGGAUGUCAAACGUGGAUAUGAAGCUGGACCUUCAUUCCAUAAACAAAAGACAGGCAGAUAAUCCCUCACUGUAUCCCAACGUGCAAUUUCCCCCACAGCCAAUCAUUACAGAUGAAGAUUCACAAACAUCAAAUACACAGAAUUCACAGGGGCCCGAAUACCAAUCAGAAACGCUCCAGUCCUUUGUUAAUCAACAUACCGGAUCAAACCAGGCCCAGAGGUUUCAGCCCGGACAGACAAGGCCGUUUCCAAUUAUUGGUGGGAAUCCACAGCCUCCAUCACAAUCAGUGGUUCAGACACAACAACAAGUUUUCCAAGGCUCAGUACAACAACAGCCGAUAACUGGACAAAAUCAACCUAUCCAAAAUCAAGCUUCUCCAAUUCAGACAAACCCUGUUCAAAAUCAGUUUUCCCAACAAUCCGUAGUUCAACAGCCUCAACAGGCAGUUAAUUUUGCGUCAUCCCAGCAGACGUCAUUUGUUCAACCCCAGCAGCCGACAUUUGUGCAACCCCAGCAGCCAGCAUUUGUACAAACACAACAGAAUUUUCAGCCGGUGAACGCAUUCCAACCUCAGCCAACUGUAUUGUCUCCGACCAUGUCCGCAGCUCAGCCUUCUGGUAUUCCACAAGUACAGCGGCCUCAGCUAAGGAUAAGGAAGGAGUAUAGGACGAUGACGGAGCAAGAGAGAGCCAACUUCCACAGAGCCAUUCUACUACUCAAACAGGAUACGACUAUUCGACCUAACCGAUAUGAUGCACUUGGACUUGUUCACUUUCGAAUGGUUGAUAAUAUACACCAUGGGGGAGCAUUCUUAGCUUGGCAUAGAAUAUUCAUCACCAUAUUUGAGAAUGCAUUGAGACAAAUGGUACCCGGUGUUACUUUGCCUUACUGGGAUUCAACAAUGGAUGAGGCAAUGAUAGAUCCCACCCAGUCCGUCACGUGGUCACCGCAGUUCCUUGGCAACGGGGAUGGUCUGGUGACAAAUGGACCAUUCGCCUUCUGGCAAACUCCUAAUGGACCACUCAUCAGAAAUAUCGGACAGGAUGGUCAGCUGCUCUCAAGACAAGCCAUAAGGACUAUACUGACCAGAACAAGAAUGGCGCAAAUCACAGAGCCUGCUGCCCCUGAUCAGUUUAACAUUGAAAAUUACCACGGUGAUGCACAUACUUGGAUCGGAGGUCAAAUGGAGCCUAUGGAAACAUCCGCUUUUGAUCCUGUUUUCUACUUGCACCAUGCCUUUGUUGACUAUGUUUGGGAAAUAUUCCGUCAGCAACAGCGAGCCAUGGGAAUAGAUCCCACCCAAGAUUAUCCUCAGAAUUACGGCCCACAGUCACACGCUCCCUUCACACCCACAGGAUUUGGAAACCUGCCAAAUGUAUUUGGAAUAAGCGACUUGUUUACCUCCCAAAUAUAUACUUACCAGCCACAUCCGACUUGUUCCUUCCAGAACUCCAACUGUGGAUCUCCAUACCUGACGUGUGAUCUUGCCACUGGUGUGCCACAGUGCUUGCCCAUCUCCUCAGGAGGACCUCCACCACAACUACGAGCAGCGCGUAUGAGGGGCGUGCCUGGUGUGAUGGGUGCUGGUCCAAGGUUAGGAGGAAUGCCUCCCCCCUUUGGUCGUAAAAAGAGAGAAGCAACUAACGAAAAAGUGACAGUUAAUGCAAAGUCAUCAUCAAACACUUACCAGCAAGUGAUGGUCAAACAGAUGCAGUGCUCCAAUACAUGGGUCUCUUUCUCCAGCCAGAAUACCUUCGAAAUCGACAAUGAGGGGGAUACCCGAAAAUGGGUGUUUAUACCAGUUCGUGUAGUUAACAAACGGUCGCCAGAGCACCGUAAAUUUAAAGCCUACGCAAUCAUUGAUGGAAAGCCCUCCGUUAAGGCCGACAUCUACGAUCCGGAACAGUAUGAAGAAAUCAGACCAUACUUCUCAGAGGAACUCAUGCCAUCAUCAGAAAAAUGUAAAACUGUCACUGGGGAUAGAACGGUGGGCCGCAUCCACAUUCGAUCUAAUGGACUUAAUUACCAGGGAAAUUACGACGAAUACGUCAUUGUGGACUUAAGGCAGGCGUUUACGGAGUCCACCACCUAUAUUGGACUUAAAAGUCCAGGUCAGAAUGACACAGAAGUCCUUCUGUCUGCUUAUGACUCUUGUGGUCGAAAAUGUCAGGCCUUUUGUCGGAGCAGAGACAAGAAUUCUCCGGGUUUUCAUCCCUGUUCGGGAGCUCUCCGAGUAAACAAUAACACUCCGUGGGAAUAUGGUAAAAACUAUGGUGAUGCAGUGCGCAUGUCUUGGGAUUUGAAUGACUUGUAUACAAUCCCAGAACUACAAAGUCAAUCUGUUUUUAUUCAAUUUUUCUGUGAUCAUCGAUAAUAAAAUUGGUUUGGGA
Messenger RNA from Saccostrea cuccullata (small rock oyster), 2898 nucleotides. RefSeq lists its product as uncharacterized. The transcript is spliced from 4 exons. The record is from RefSeq and is a predicted model, not a curated record. Lineage: Eukaryota; Metazoa; Mollusca; Bivalvia; Ostreida; Ostreidae. Gene Ontology annotation, molecular function: oxidoreductase activity. The coding region runs from base 219 to 2882 and encodes 887 amino acids.